Molecule: messenger RNA, 1548 nt
Organism: Aspergillus alliaceus
Lineage: Eukaryota; Fungi; Ascomycota; Eurotiomycetes; Eurotiales; Aspergillaceae
Product: UBX domain protein
Exons: 5
Coding region: 38-1393 (451 amino acids)
Molecular function (GO): protein binding
Source: RefSeq, a predicted model, not a curated record
GUAUCUACCGCUGUACAACAAACAGCACUCGCUCACCAUGUUUUUCUCCGGAAGUCUGCAGGAAGGGAUCGCUUUGGCGGUUUCUCAAGCUAAAGCGGUAAUAUGUUUUGUUCGAGAUGACGAGCAAACAAGUAUUCUCUGGGAAGAGGGUUACUUCGCAGACAGCGAAUUCGCGGACUUAGUCGCGUCGAGAUCUGUCCUGUUGCGACUCACCAAGGAUUCUCAAGAAGCCGGGUUUUUGACUUCCUUCUGCCCCAUUACGAAGUUCCCUGCCGUCAUAGCCAUUAAGAAUGGAAUGUUGCGGGAAUAUAUUAUACCGGAUAUCUCGAAAGAAGACUUUCAUAGUCGGCUAAAGGCUGUCUUAGAAGACAGUAAGCCGGCCGACCAGGCAAGUUCGAAGUUGCCUGCCCAGGGUACCCAGAGCCAUGCCACUAGUUCAUCUACUGCUUCUGAGACUACACCACGGUCUGAACCCGCCUCCUCCCCUUCUGUUGAUGCUGUUGCCCCAUCGCGAGCUUCAGCUUCAGCUGGGUCGCAAAGAAGCAGACCGCAACCUCGGUCAGCUCAACAGGGCCACAACAGCCUACAUGCCGGCCGGAGUACAUAUAAGGUGGAAACCCCUAUCCACGCACAGAAGCCUCAACCAAAGAAGCAAGAAGCAACUCCGAAACCACAAGAUAAAGUGAAAUCCACAGAUAGUACAAAAAAUAGCGAAUCAGAAACGAAAGCUACAAAAUUUCGUGCACCCGCCGAAAGCAGUAGCACGCCUGCAGAGGAGCGCAAGCCACAAACACCAGCGCCACCCAAGCAAUAUCGGCUUCAAGUGCGCCUCUUUGAUGGGAGCUCUAUCCGGUCCAGCUUUAUGCCCUCCCAGACCAUCAGGGGACAUGUCCGUCCUUGGAUUGAUGAACAGUCUGCGGACGGAAAACGCCCGUACAAUCUCAAGCAUAUCCUGACACCUCUACCGAACCGCACGCUCACCAUCGCCGAGGAGGAACAAACUCUGGCAGAGCUUGGAGUCGGCUCGACAGCGAACCUGGUAAUGGUUCCGAUCAAUACGUAUACUGAGGCAUAUUCGACGUCUGGGUCCAGCUUACCCGCUCGGGCUGUAUCAUCUGCGUAUGGUCUUGUUUCCUCUGCCGUUGGCACUGCCACGGGUCUAGUGGGUUCCUUCUUUGGCUAUGGCCAACUAGCAUCAACUACGUCCGAGGCCUCUCCAGCUAGCACAUCUACCCCAGUUUCAUCUGGUAACAGUGCAGCCAGGCCACGGCCGUCUGCAUUCAGAGGCCCUAUCAUCCGAACACUAAGGGACCAGCGUAAUGAGCAAAAUGGUAGCCAACUUUAUAAUGGGAAUCAGCUUAAUUUUGAGCCAAGAGACACAGAGAGGCAAUAGGAAUGAUGCUAGCUAGUUGAUGUAAACUAAGCCCACGGUUUUAGUUCUAAUUUUUGCUGCCUGAUUGGUUCUUUCUGCGACUUUAACAGCGAUAGCGUGCUACGUAUUCUUACAUCCAAGACAUUCGUUAGAUUGGCACAAUUCACGUUUACUAC